Ctenocephalides felis (cat flea) is the source of this 1152-nucleotide messenger RNA. RefSeq names its product isoaspartyl peptidase/L-asparaginase-like. Gene Ontology annotation, molecular function: asparaginase activity. The record is from RefSeq and is a predicted model, not a curated record. Lineage: Eukaryota; Metazoa; Arthropoda; Insecta; Siphonaptera; Pulicidae. Bases 203 to 1126 code for a protein of 307 amino acids. The transcript is spliced from 6 exons.
AUCAUAGUUGUCAGUUCACAAAACAUUUAAAAAUUGUUAAUAAUUAUUAAUCAAUUAAUUGAUUAAUGCAAUUGAAAAAAAACUAAUAUGUUGUAAAAAAUAAUCAUAAUAAUAUAAAAUAGUAAUAUUAAUAUAUAGUGAUUGUGCUGGUUCACACCACACAGGUGUAAUCAAGAAUUAUCAUUAGGAUUGGGAUAUCAAUAUGAGUUCUGGAGAUAAACCAUGCAUCAUAGUGGUCCAUGGCGGAGCAGGAGACAUUCCUGAUGAAAGAGUUCCGGGAAAAUUCAAAGGAGUAAAAUUGGCAGCUAGGAUAGCUUUGGAGAUCUUAAAAAAUGGAGGGACUUCAAUAGAAGCAACUGAAGCAGCCAUCAGGAGUAUGGAGGAUGAUGAAAAUUUCAAUGCUGGGUAUGGGUCUGUCUUGACGAUAGAAGGAAACGUAGAAAUGUCGGCAAGUAUGAUGCAUGGUGAGAAACUGCAGGCAGGAGCAGUAGGAUAUUUAAAAAAUAUUGCUCACCCUAUAUCAUUAGCAAGAAAAGUUAUGGAAAAGACUCCUCAUGUGUUAUUGUGUGCUGAAGGAGCUACUCACUUCGCCGAAAAGGAGGGUUUUGAUAUUCUGCCAGAAGGUUCUUUGGUUACAGAAAUGGCGAAGAAGGCGCUGCAAGACUUUAUAGACAAUGGGGGUAUUGGUGGCACCGUCGGAGCAGUAGCCCUGGACUGUUACGGUAACCUAACUGCGUCCACUUCAACUGGUGGUAUAACUGGCAAAUAUAGAGGAAGAGUUGGCGACACGCCGCAAUUGGGAAGCGGAACUUAUGCUGAUAAUAAACUUGGCGCAGUUUCUACGACUGGGCAUGGUGAAUCAAUUCUAAAAGUGUGUUUAGCCCAUUCAAUACUCAUGAGAAUGCAUCUUUGCCAAGGAAUGAGUCCAGACGAAGCUGCUAAAAUUUCCAUUGACUCAAUGCAAACGCGUCUGAAUAAUACAGCUGGAGCAAUUGUUUUAAGUCCUACGGGUGAACGAGGAGUGUACCACAAUUCAAAAAGAAUGGCUUGGGCCAGCUGUAAACUGGGUGACGAUGUUUUGGAAUUUGGCAUAGAGCAAGGCCAAUGUGAAACAGAACCUUUGUGAAAGAGUUAAGUACAGAAGGAAUGAAA